UGUAAACUGCAGCCGAGGGAAGCUAAGUGCGAUGUCGGGCAGAAGAUAUCGGCGGCGUUCCGAGGAAUCCAACUCGACGUACCGACGAGAUAGUUACGACGACAGUCAGGCGGCGUACAGUCGACUGAAAUGCUGGAAGUGUGGUAAGGUCGGCCACGCAGCCAGAUUCUGUAACCGCAUCACUGAUAAAGAAGAGCUUUACGAGAUAGACCGUAUUGACCCGGGCAUCAAGUUCAAACUGUUCAAGUUCUCUCCAGUCAAAGUCACUACUCCUGGUACUUUGUGCGGGGACUGUAAAGCUAAGAGUAAAGAAUCUGAUGAUUCAGAAACGAAAGAAGAGGAAGAUCCGUGCAAAUGCACGAAACGUGACCCAGAACACAAACCAAUUGACGAGUUUAAAGAUCUCAACUUAGAUAGGAAGUUGCUUGGGAACAUAACAGACAAGAGUUGCUGCAAUUUUGAGGUUCCCACCCCGAUCCAGCGUUAUGCUCUUCCCAUAAUCAGCGAGGGGCACGAUGUCAUGGGGUGUGCCCAGACUGGUACAGGUAAAACUGCAGCUUAUAUCAUCCCGAUGGUGAAAUUCAUCAAAGAUGGAGGGUACAAGAAGAAACCUGUGACUCGCGAAUCACCUCAGAAACCAGAAGUUCUGAUUCUAGCCCCGACUAGGGAGCUUGCUACCCAGAUAGAGAAAACAACGAGGAAGCUAACCAAUGACAUCGAGCCUAGCUGUGGAGUGUGUGUUGUUCACGGAGGACUUGGGACUAAUAGGAAGCAACAAUUGGAUAGAGUGAGGAAUGGGUGCAAUAUUUUGAUAGGGACAACCGGUCGAGUGAGACAGCUUAUUGAAGACUUCACGAUAAGUUUAGAGAACAUCAAGUUCUUUGUAUUAGACGAGGCAGAUAAGAUGCUGGAUAUGGGAUUCGGACCUGACAUAGAUCUGAUAAUUGACAGCCGUAAGACAGACAUGCCCUCCACCAAACUGAGACAGAGCCUUCUCUUCAGCGCCACCUUUAGACCUGAUCUCCAGAAGGUUGCGAGGAAGUCUCUCAAAACGAAGUACAGACUGAUAGAGGCAGGGGAGAUUGGUUCUGCGCAACCUAACGUCACCCAGAACUUCGAGCUGGUUGAUAACUACAACCAGAAACUGUGGCGGUUAAAAGAGAUUCUGCUGGACCUGCUGGUAACUGCUGAGAAAUCCUUCCUCAAACACAAGUGCUGGGAACACGAGCAGGGCAGCAAUCACCCAAAUAUAGGAGAUUACAUCCUUCACAUGCUAGGAAGCUGCUCUGACAAGAAAAUACUUGUUUUUGUCAACACAAAGAAAUCCGCUAGAGAGAUAGCGUACAGUGUUUCGGAGUAUAUCUACGAUCAAUGCAAAGGUCGGUUCCGGAAGAAGUUCCGUGACCUUUACUACGUGGAGGAUGAUGCCGAUCUUAUCGAGAACUUUGGAGCGAUAUAUUUGAGCGGGGAGCUGUCACAACCUGAACGUGUUCAACAUCUGAACGCGUUCAAGGACGGAGUUUACCCGAUAAUGGUUUCAACUAACGUGACAGCUCGAGGGAUAGACAUAGAGGGGGUAACGCAUGUCAUGAACUUUGACUUACCCUUGAGUCUGUAUAGUAAUCCUAAAUUUCACGAGCACGACGCCACUGCUCUGAGAGAGGGUCGGAUCAGCAAGAAGCCGAUCAGAGAUCAGUUUGAAGAGUAUAUCCACAGGAUAGGGCGGACUGGUCGAGCAGGAAACACUGGAACAGCUAUAACGUUCUUCCAGCGAGAUAUUGACCAUCACCUAGCUAUCCCUUUAGUCAGGAUGCUGAGUAAAGCUAAACAGGAUGUGCCGGAAUGGCUUGAGGAAAUUGCAGGGAAACCAAGUGGUGGUGGUGGUGGUGGGAACAAAGGAGGGAGAGGAGGAGGAGGAGGAGGAACAGGGCAGACACCAGUGAUUGGGGUAAAUGAUUGGAACUAUACCGAAGGUAUUGGGGCUACUGAGUUGUGGGGAAAUGAAACUUAAUAUUAAUAAUAUUAAUGAAAUGUUCGCUUUGUGAACUGUUAUCCCUCAUUUAUAGCAAUCAGUGUCCGAAGAUUUGUUUAAAUGCCACUGAUUAUGAUUGGAGUAACUUGUUGGAAUCUUAGAAUUGCUGGAACUUUUUAAUUGUUUUAGAACUUUUGACCUUUAUCGUAAGAAGCGAUUUGUGUAUAUUAGGGUUGCCAGUCUGCGCGACUUUGAAUAAAUAGAAAGA
This is a messenger RNA of Bolinopsis microptera, 2240 nucleotides long. RefSeq lists its product as uncharacterized. The transcript is spliced from 2 exons. The record is from RefSeq and is a predicted model, not a curated record. Gene Ontology annotation, molecular function: ATP binding; RNA helicase activity; zinc ion binding. Gene Ontology annotation, biological process: cell differentiation; gamete generation. Lineage: Eukaryota; Metazoa; Ctenophora; Tentaculata; Lobata; Bolinopsidae. Gene Ontology annotation, cellular component: P granule; nucleus. Bases 32 to 2011 code for a protein of 659 amino acids.